Nicotiana attenuata is the source of this 1440-nucleotide messenger RNA. RefSeq names its product protein LIGHT-DEPENDENT SHORT HYPOCOTYLS 4-like. The transcript has a single exon. NCBI's taxonomy places the organism in Eukaryota, Viridiplantae, Streptophyta, Magnoliopsida, Solanales, Solanaceae. Gene Ontology annotation, cellular component: nucleus. The coding region runs from base 727 to 1266 and encodes 179 amino acids. Gene Ontology annotation, biological process: response to light stimulus; mRNA transcription. The record is from RefSeq and is a predicted model, not a curated record.
UUUACUGUCUCUAUCUUAACCUGCUGUCUAUCACCCUUCCCCAUUUGAUUAAUUUCCUCAAAAACCCUACACAGUGUUUCCCCUCCCUUUUUCUGCUCUCUCAACUCUUCUAUCCAACCACUGUGAAAGAAAUAGAUAAAGUGGUUAGUUUGCUUCCCCUAUUUUGAGGAAAAAACCAAUCUUUCAUCAUUUUCAGAAUACAAAGCUACUAAAUCAACCAACAGGACAGUGUUCCAAGAUUUUCUACUAUUGCUCAAACAAAGAAACUCCAAGGAAGACCAAAGAACAGAAACGAACCGAAAGAAAAGAUAGAGAAAAAGAGUCCUUUCACUCACUCUCCCAUCAAUCGCUUCAUCAUUCAAUUUCAACCCCAUAAUCAAACUCUUCCUUCUUUUGCAUCAUCAGUACACCUUUCUUUCUCUACUCUCUUUCUUGUAAUUUACAAAUAUGGUAAUCUUCUGAUAUUUCAAUCAAAAACCUCACAUCUUUCCCCCUUUUAUAUCAUGCCAUAUGUUCUUUUUCUCGGAACAGCCUCAUUUGGGAAAUCUCCUUUCUCUUAUUAAACCCUAAAAAAUCAAGGGUUGCCCCAAAAAAAAAAAGUAAAGGGAGGGAAUUAGAAGAAGGUGAACAGUCACAAAAUCAAGAAGUGAAAUAUUGAUCAAAAGAAUUAAGCAGAAGAGAAUCAGUAGAUCCCUUUGAGAGAAGAAAAUUGAGCUGAAAAUAUUCAUGGAUUCUAAUAAUAACAGCAGCAGCCACCUGAACAGUAAUAUUACUAUUACGUCAUCUUCUUCAACAUCGUCAUCGACCUCAAGCCGAUACGAGAACCAAAAGCGUAGAGACUGGAACACUUUCGGCCAGUACCUUAAAAACCACAGGCCUCCACUUGCCCUCUCCCGCUGCAGCGGCGCUCACGUGCUCGAAUUCCUUCGUUACCUUGAUCAAUUUGGUAAGACCAAAAUUCACACCCCAAUUUGUCCGUUUUACGGUCACCCGAAUCCUCCAGCACCAUGUCCCUGUCCACUUAGGCAAGCUUGGGGCAGUCUUGAUGCUCUUAUUGGACGUCUUAGAGCUGCUUAUGAAGAAAAUGGAGGAAAACCUGAAACAAACCCUUUUGGGGCUCGUGCUGUGAGACUUUACCUUCGUGAAGUUCGUGAUUUGCAGUCAAAAGCUAGAGGAGUUAGCUACGAGAAGAAGAAAAGGAAACGCCCUCCGCCGCCGCAACAGUUACCUAAUCCGCCACCGCCAUCAUCAGGUGAUCAAGCUUAACGUAAAACAUUGCUAUCUCUCGAAUUACUAGCUAAUAUGCAACUUUAAAUUUAGUUGUUUGAGGGUCUUGUAUUCUAGUACUAUUUCGUUAUGAUAUUUAAUUAUUACCUAUUGUUAUGUCACUAAGAAGGGUUUGUUAAUGAAUCAUAAAUUGUACUACUACCUAUUUCUUUG